CGUAACAAAGUCUUCAAAUGCCGGUGGAUGAGAUAUUUCUCUUCUUUGUUUGCUAAAAGAAGCCGGAAUGAAGCAAAGCAAGCGCGCACUGGAGUCAACCUAGCAGUGCGAGCGCGUUAAAGAAAGUGGGAGAUGAAAGAAAGGAAACCUGAGUAACCCCAGAUAUGGUCAGACAGCAGGGCCACGCCCGAGGAAGAUGAGUAAAAGAAGGACAGCGAGCUUCCGGGCCGCGAAGUUGAAAAGAGCGUAUGGAAGGAAGUAGAGGAGGAGGAGGAGGAGGAGGAAAAGGCCCCAGUGACUCCUUGUGGAGGAAGAGCAGCUGGUACCACCCAGGGGACCAAAAGACAAGAAGUUGGAACUCCUAACCAGUUAGUCGCAGGUGUAUAUCGCUGCCCGUACGGGUAAUUACCGUCGGGCCCUGUGGAAGGAACCACAGGUAAACGAAAUGAGUUCAAAGGCUAAAUCAGCGGGGUCCCGCCAAUCAGUCGCCGGUAUCGCCAGGUAUGGCCGGGACCGUACUAACCGACUGAGGGGGGGAUCACUCGGGGAGCCCCACCCAGCUCAGGGACCACUCCGGGCUGAUUGGUGGGGGUCUGAUACGGUGCCUGGUUUUGUGACGGUCAGCGCGUACACGAGGAGAGUGAUCACAGGCCAGGCUGGAUGAAUGGACAGGAACCCCUCCAUCACCUGCUCCGGUGCGUAUGGUAAGCAUCUUUCUGCGAUGCCCCUCAAUCCAAUGGACUUGCAGGCUUGAC
Molecule: messenger RNA, 755 nt
Organism: Aspergillus heteromorphus CBS 117.55
Lineage: Eukaryota; Fungi; Ascomycota; Eurotiomycetes; Eurotiales; Aspergillaceae
Exons: 1
Coding region: 446-664 (72 amino acids)
Source: RefSeq, a predicted model, not a curated record